Molecule: messenger RNA, 627 nt
Organism: Strongyloides ratti
Lineage: Eukaryota; Metazoa; Nematoda; Chromadorea; Rhabditida; Strongyloididae
Product: Dephospho-CoA kinase
Exons: 2
Coding region: 1-627 (208 amino acids)
Biological process (GO): coenzyme A biosynthetic process
Molecular function (GO): dephospho-CoA kinase activity; ATP binding
Source: RefSeq, a predicted model, not a curated record
AUGUUUUUAGUGGGUUUGACAGGUGGAAUUGCUACUGUAGUAGAUGCUGAUGUUAUAGCAAGAGAAGUAGUCAAAAAUGGUACAUCAGUUCAUAGAAAAUUAAGAGAAACAUUUGAUGCAUCUUUUUUUGACUCUGAAACUGGUGAAUUAAAUAGAGAAAAGAUGGCGGAACAUAUCUUCAGAGACAGUGGAACAAGAAAACUCCUUAAUUCUAUAACACAUCCGUCAAUUAGAAAAAAAAUUAUCUGGGAAAUUAUUAAAGCAUUUUUUAAGGGUCAUCAAUUUUUAAUACUUGAUAUUCCUUUACUUUUUGAAAGUGGAAUGGCAAGAUUUGUUCAAAAAAUUGUUGUAGUAUCUUGUGAUAGUGAAAUUCAAGCAAAUAGAUUAAUGAAAAGAGACAAUAUUACAAGAAUUGAAGCUACAAACAAAAUAAAUGCUCAAAUGCCACUUAAAUUAAAAAAGGAACGUGCUAACUUUAUCAUUGAUAAUAAUGGUGACAUUGAAGAAACAUUUGAAAUGGUAGAUGAAUUAAUUUCAAGAUUACGUCAAUCUUGGCUUGGUUUAUUUAUUAAAUUAAUUGUAGGGAUAAUUUUCAUGUUUAUAAUAUAUUGUAUUAUUGAGAUUUGA